Molecule: messenger RNA, 567 nt
Organism: Sesamum indicum (sesame)
Lineage: Eukaryota; Viridiplantae; Streptophyta; Magnoliopsida; Lamiales; Pedaliaceae
Source: RefSeq, a predicted model, not a curated record
AUGGACGGAUAUAGUUUACAAUCAUUUGAUGGAAAAAGUGAUUUUUCUAUUUGGCAACAGAAGAUGAAAGGUAUUUUGAUUCAACAAAAGGUGUUUAAGGCUAUUGAUAGUAAAUACACCGACAACAUUUCUGAUGAAAAGAAAAUACAAAAUGAUGAGUUUGCCUAUUCGUCCAUUAUUUUGAAUCUUUCUGACAAUGUUCUUAGGAAAGUAGGAAAACAAAGUUCUUCUAAAGAUCUUUGGGAAAAAUUGGAGGAUUUAUACACUGAAACUUCUCUACCUAGUAAGUUGUUUCUUUUAGAAAAAAAAUUUCAUUAUAAACUUGAUUUAUCCAAAAGUAUUGAUGAAAACCUUGAUGACUUUACCAAACUGAUUCAAGACAUCAAACUUACUGGUGAUAAAAACAUUGAUGAAUACUCACCCAUUGUGCUUUUGAAUGCUAUUCCUAAAUCUUACUCUGAUGCGAAAGCUGCUAUUAAAUAUGGAAGGGAUAGUGUAAAUCUGGAUACUGUUGUUAAUGGCUUGAAGAGUAAAGAAAUGGACCUUAAAGUUUCUAAACCUAGUUAG